Suillus bovinus is the source of this 2039-nucleotide messenger RNA. RefSeq names its product Dfp1/Him1, central region-domain-containing protein. The record is from RefSeq and is a predicted model, not a curated record. NCBI's taxonomy places the organism in Eukaryota, Fungi, Basidiomycota, Agaricomycetes, Boletales, Suillaceae. The transcript has 4 exons. Gene Ontology annotation, cellular component: nucleus; Dbf4-dependent protein kinase complex. Bases 201 to 2039 code for a protein of 612 amino acids. Gene Ontology annotation, molecular function: protein serine/threonine kinase activator activity; nucleic acid binding; zinc ion binding. Gene Ontology annotation, biological process: regulation of cell cycle phase transition; positive regulation of nuclear cell cycle DNA replication.
AGACGAUGAAUCGAUGUAUCAUCGCACGCACGCGUUGUUUAUUUGUGGUCACACCGGAAGUAAUUGCUGAGUCGCGUCUUACCAUCGAGUUGGACAUUGUUAUAUUAUCUUUUCCCACCGUAUCCUCAUCCUGCCUCUUGUUCAUCAUAUCACCUGCGUGACGUGGUCCUAUUUGUCUCAGCCUUAACUGGCUCCCAGUCAUGCCUACAACCAACCGCCGUCCACUAAGUACACGAACUCUGCCACUUCAAGUUCCUCCUACCAUGUCUCCCUUCAAACAAGGAAUCCGUUCAGCCUCCCUCUUGCUCAAACGUCCUCGAUCACCGGACCCUACAGCAGAUGAAUCCGUCAAGCGGGUGAGACAUGCUCCAACAGAAGUCAUCCACGGCGAGGACCGCAAGGAUAAGGAACGAAGGCGCGUAGAAAGGGAGGCUCAGAAGGCCGAGUUUCGUAUCAAGUACACUCGUGCAUUUCCUGCAUGGGUCUUCUAUUUCGACUUAGAUUUGUCGGAUCCUGAGAGUGCUGCCUUGCGAGAUUCAUUAGUAGCCCGGGUGGUGCACCUCAAAUCACAAGUAGAUGACUUUUUCUCAAACGAGAUCACACAUCUUAUCACUAAUCAACCUAUCACUCCGAUCGACCCUACUGCAAACAAGGAGAAUCGAUUACAAGGCUUUUCCGCACGAGCGAGCUCACUGAAAAGCCCAAUCAAGCUCCGUGGACGGUGCACCGAUACCACCGAGGAUGCCACCUCGCAGAGCUUCAACCUUGUGGAGAAGGCAAAGGCCUUCAACAUGAAGAUUUGGAGUCCGGCAAAACUUGACAACAUUCUGGAACGAUGUGAUGUUCCAGCCUUUGCAUUCUCCCCUUCGAAACCUAUUGCACAAGCCACUUCUCUUGCCCCUGCUUCCAACAAACGAUCACUAUCUAGCUUACUUCAAACCGAACGUCUUCAUGGUACCACCACAGAACGUGACCCCACUCAAAAGCGACAUGAUUAUCGAUAUUUCUCAAAACACAGUUAUUUUGUGCUUAUAGAAGACGUGCGACAGGAGUUAGCGACGAUCCAUGCUCUAGAAUAUCCCAUACAACGGGGGCACGACGGGAAAGAGCAACCCUCGUAUCCGGUCCUGUACUGUGACCCAAGGUCUCGGGGGCCUUUUAUAAAAUUUGAUGAAAGGGAGCGGAGGCGUUGGGACCGGGCACAAAAGGCGGAGAGGGAGAACGAGAACGAACGCGCGGAGAAGGUGGCUAAGGCUCUGAAGCGCAAAAGGCAGGCGGAGGUGCAGAUGCUCUCGGGCAAAGCUGGCGACCUCCGCCGCUCAGUGUCGAUGAAUAAUUUACAUCGCCAGGCAACUAUUGAAGAUUACGUUGACCUGGAUGCUGACUACGGAGAUGGUGAUACAAGAGAGUCAGCGACCGCCUCGGGCUACCUUGCUUCUACGGGUGUUGGUUCAUACGUUGCAGCAUCUGGCAAUAGCGUUUGUAUUACAUCCACAAGAGGCACAACAUCCACCGCAGGGGGUGCUUCUAGGACGCUGGAACUACCUGCUUCUCUUCGGUCCAGGAUUCAACAACAAGUCGUGACGUCUCGAAAAGCCCCGAAUGCAACCCACACUCUCAGCCGAAAAGCGGGAGGCAUGGGCCCACCCCUUACAAUUCCAGAUCGCCCACUGCUCAGGAAAAGCAGGAGUACAAACACCCUUCGAUUGCCAAAGCGCGAUGAAGGGAGCAAACCUGGUUACUGUGAGAGUUGUCGCGUAAAGUUCGAUGAUUUCGACACGCACACACAGGACCGGAGGCAUCGCAAGUUUGCCAUGGACGAUGCAAACUACUUCCAGCUUGAUUCGGUUCUUAAUCGCGUUCGACGCCGGACCCGCCAAGAAGCCGAGGAAGAAGAACUCAUGUGGUCCGAAUGUGGUUAUGACAGCGUUCCGCGAAGUUCCGAGGUACCUGAGACGAUAGGGUCGUCACAGCCAGAUCAAGACGAGUCUAUGUGGGACGAGAAAGAUGCUGAGGGAGAAGUGGAUCUUGAUUUGUAA